Messenger RNA from Nematocida homosporus, 1038 nucleotides. RefSeq lists its product as uncharacterized. Lineage: Eukaryota; Fungi; Microsporidia. The coding region runs from base 1 to 1038 and encodes 345 amino acids. The record is from RefSeq and is a predicted model, not a curated record. The transcript has a single exon.
AUGAACAAGCACCUUUGGACUUGUCUAUUUAUUAUCUUUAUCCAUCUUAUACCAACUACACUUGCCAAUUCACAUGCAAAGGUUCCCACCUACGUUGCCACCGGCCGCAUGCCAUCCCAACCUAUUCCAUUGGGCCAAAUCACAGACAACUACGGCAAUGUCAUUGAUGACUGCAAUCCCUCCACCCUACCUCAACCCGUCCCCACUCAACCCACUCUACCUCAACCUAUCCCCACACAGUCCACUCCAUCGCAACCUAUACCAACCCACUUCAUCCCUCACCCUCACCCCCACCCUCACACUAACAACUACCUCGAUCCGGAAUACUUUAAUGAGCCCCACUAUUCCCUUAGUCCCAGGACUACCAAUCCCACCCAUAGACACAUUAUCGUCCCAACUUACCACACCAAACACUCCCUCUGGUCCUUUACCUUCUACAUCAGCACUGUUAUAGCCGCCGGCAUCUACUCGAUCACUACUAGUCCCAAUCUUGAAUCCCUUUUAUUUACCAUAUUCAUCUUCUUCCUUAUUUUCAUAAUUACACUUGGCAUCUAUGCCAAAACCCAACCUGCUUUCAAAUUCCGCUUCAUCUUCACUACUAUCUUUUGUUUCUGGAACAUAGCCUAUGCCAUUCUCUACUACUUCUCCCUUAACCCAAUUCAUCAACUAGUCCCCCUUCUUUUCACCCUUUUCAUCGUUUUCUGCUCCUCAACCACCUUUUUGAUCUCACUUCUCACCCAUCACUCUCUAGUCAAACACUUCACCCUCCACCAAUUACUCAGAAUCAAAAGAAUUCUUCUACUUAUCUUUAUUAUCUUUUCUAUCCUCUUUCUUUGCACAAAGUACACAGCCCAUAUCUAUGAACACCCCCAUCUAUACACACAUAUCAUUCUUUUACUUAAAAGAUCUACCUUAGCCGUUGCUUUUGGCUUUUAUCUUUUUUACUAUCAUCUUGAACAUAACUAUGCCUUGCGCGAAUCAAAACCUUUAUACAAUCUUUACAUUAUACUCUUCCUAAUUGCUUUAGCCUUGCUCUAA